Drosophila willistoni is the source of this 800-nucleotide messenger RNA. RefSeq names its product glutamic acid-rich protein. The coding region runs from base 100 to 744 and encodes 214 amino acids. The transcript is spliced from 2 exons. NCBI's taxonomy places the organism in Eukaryota, Metazoa, Arthropoda, Insecta, Diptera, Drosophilidae. The record is from RefSeq and is a predicted model, not a curated record.
AAACGUAGCAAGCUUUGUCUUGGACUAGACUAACUUAUACUUACAAUAUCAUAUAUUAGUAUCUUAUGAAAUAAUAAAACAAAAAUAGUAUAAUAAAAUAUGUCUUGCUUAUGCCAAUAUUUGAAUACAACAACGGAAGCCGGCCAAAAAAUGCAUAUAUAUCCUGUAACUUCAAAUGAUGAUACAGAGGAUAAUCCCGAAGCAAAUUCAGACGAUUCAAAAGUUGUGAAAAUUCUCGAUGCAAGUGAUUUGGCUCGUACUUGUGCCGAGAAUUGGUUAUUGAAAAAAAAACUCUUCGAGUAUGAGGUGACCAUAGAGAGUUUGGAGCAGCUUGUUACCACCAUAGUGGAUAAGCAGCACGAGAUCUUGGGUGAAAUGUUUCGUUUGCAAGCAGAGAACAGUGAACUAAAGACGGAAUGCCAUCAGCAGAGGGAAUAUCAUACCAUGGAGAGAAAUGCUCUAAUCAAGGAAUUGUAUGAUAUUCAAACAUUUUAUAGCCAGAAAAUUCAAUUGGCUUUUGAGCAGAAGAAACAGAAAGAACAAGAACAGAGCGUCAAAGAUGAAGAAAGUGAAGAUGAGUCGGAAAGUAAUGAGGAAUCAUCUAUUGCUUCAUCUGAUGAUGAUCCUUCGGAAACUGAUUCCAUUGCAAGUACUGCAAGUACUUCACCCUGUUCAACCGAUUCAGAGAAUGAAUCAAGCGAAACCGAAGAGGAAAGUUCUCUUACCGAAAGUGAGAGCGAUUGAACUGUAUUUGCAAAGUUUCUAAGUAAAAUAUUUAUUUUCUAGUAUUUCAACUUUAA